This is a messenger RNA of Schistosoma intercalatum, 2667 nucleotides long. The record is from the annotation of a GenBank genome assembly. Lineage: Eukaryota; Metazoa; Platyhelminthes; Trematoda; Strigeidida; Schistosomatidae.
AUGUAUAUGUAACUCAAUGUUAUUAUUGUGAACCAUUUAUACAUUGUGAAUAGAACAUUUGUAACUAACUAAUUGUAUACCUCAAUAGAUUCCAAUUACAUUCAAUACAUCUCUAUUACAAUUAUCAUUAUUACAUCACAAUAACAUUUUCAUGUAUCAGCAAUCAUAUUGAAUAGAAGAAAAAGUAAACUAUUUCUUAUUGGAAUCUAUAUGAUUAUGAUCUAUUCUAAUUUAUCCAUUAUCUUGUUUAUUUGUAUUCUAUUAUAUACAACAAAUGGUAAUCAACAACAUAUUCAAUCUAUAAAUGUAAAUAAAACUCAUUCCACUCCUGGUAACCAUAAUAAUGAACAAAUUGAAAGUGAAAUUGUUGUUGUCAAAUGGGAAUUUCAUGAAUUUGAAAUUCAUAUUGCUGUUAUGGUAUUUUUAUUAAUUAUGAUCUUAAUUAAAAUGGCCUAUCAUCGUAUUCCAUAUAUAUCUAUUUAUAUACCAGAAUCAUUUGUAUUAAUUAUCAUUGGUAUUAUAUUUGGUGCAAUUGUACGUUAUGGUAUUGAUCAAGGGAUUAAUAAUAAAACUGUAUGGAAAUUAACUCCUGUAUUAUUUUUUACUUAUUUAUUACCACCAAUUGUAUUAGAAUCAGCAUAUAGUUUAUAUAAUAGAACAUUUAGUGAAUAUUUAGGUGUUGUAUUAAUCUUUGCUGUUAUAGGUACUAUAUUAAAUUUUUUAAUUAUUGGUUUUGUUAUGUAUGGAAUAUAUAAAAUGAAUGGUUUUGGUCAACCACAAUUAGAUAUGGAUAUUAAAGCUUUUUUAUUAUUUAGUUCAUUAAUUGUUGCUGUAGAUCCUGUAGCUGUUUUAGCUAUAUUUCAAGAUAUUGGCGUUGAAUUAGGUUUAUAUUAUAUUGUAUUUGGUGAAUCAUUAUUAAAUGAUGCUGUUACUGUCGUAUUAUAUGAUAUUAUGGAUGCAUUUACUGGUAAAGAGAUUGUCACUGGUAAAGAGAUUGGUAUUGGGAUUGCAUCAUUUUUUACUGUUAGUUUUGGUGGUUUAUUAAUUGGUUUAUUAUUUGGUAUUAUAACUUGUUUAAUAACACGGAUUAAAAGUCGUUUAAAUGCUUUUAGUUUAUUAUUAUUAGCAUAUUUUUCAUAUAUUAUGGCUGAUUGUGUUGGUUGGUCUGGGAUUAUCUCAAUGAUUGGUUGCGGUUUAAUACAAGCAGCAUAUGCAUUUCAUAAUUUAGAUAAACAUUCUAUUACAAUGGUUAGAAAUUUAACUAAAGUUGUAUCAGAAAUGAGUGAAUCUGUUAUAUUUUUAUUCUUAGGUAUUGAAGUUGUAUCUAUUAAAUUAGUAUGGCAUACAGGUUAUAUAUUAUGGGGUUUAAUAUGGUGUUUAAUAGCUCGUGCUAUAGUUGUAUUUUUAAUUACUGCUAUUGUAAAUUAUACAUCAUUAUCGAAUACACAAAUUACAUUUACUCAACAAAUUGUAUUAAUUUAUGGUGGUUUACGUGGUGCUGUAGCAUUCUCAUUAUCUGUAUUAAUCUUACCAAAUAAACUUGGUCCAAAUGGUUUAUAUAAUAGAGAAUUGAUUAUUACAACUACAUUAUUUAUUAUCUUAUUCACUGUUGGUUUCAUGGGUAUUACCAUGAAACCCUUAGUAAAACUAUUACGUAUACGUAUGGAAAGUAAACAAAUGUUAAGUUUAUUUGAUUCAUUAAAUGAUAGUAUUAUUGAUGAAACAUUAGCUGGUAUUGAAUGCCUUAUUGGGACAAUUGGACGUAAUGCUAUACGGGAUUUAAUACAACGUUUUAAUGAACAAUAUUUACGUAAAUUAUUACAACGUGAUACAGAUAUAUAUAAUCAAAAAAUGUUAAAAAUUUAUGAAAAAAUUGCAUUGAAAAUGCAUCAUGCUACUAUGCGUCCUAGUAAAACAGAAUUAAUAUUAAAAGAUUUACCAGAAACAUUAAAAACACGUUUUAUUACAUCCCAUUUAUCCACUUUAUCCAUACCUAGUUUAAUGAAUGGUAAUUUAUCCAUGUUAAAUUUAUCAAAUAUGAAUAAAAUAGAAUUAAGUAAACAAUCAAUAAAAGAUAUUGAAUCGAAUGGUAAUCCUACUACUACUACUACUACUACUACUACUACUACUAAUACUACUAAUAAUAAUGUAACACGUAGACGUUUAUCUACAUUAACCAAUGAUAUAAAUAUAACACCAGAUGUUAAACAAGCAUUACGUUAUUCACGUAGACCAAGUAUAGCACCAAAAGAGAAAAGACAAUUAGAUUUUGAUGAAGCAUUAUUAGAUGUUAUGAGAUCGCGUAGUCUUGCUUUAAAGCAUUUAAAACGAUCAACUAUUGAUUCCGAUAUGAAUAAUCAAGAUAAAAUUAAUUUUAAUGGAACACAUAAUAAAGCUUAUUUAACUGAAGAAGAUGAAGAAAUUGAAGAGAACUACAAUGAAGGACAAGAUGAUGAUAUUGAUAAAUUGAAAGCACUUAUUAAAGCUGAACAAAAUAAACAAAUUUAUGAUAAUAAUGAAUUAAAGAUGAAAUCAAAACAUGAUGAUAAUGAUCAGGAAAAGGAGAAAGAGACGGAGAAAGACGAAGAAGAUAUCAAUAUGGCGAAAUCAGUUAAAUUCAUUAUUGAUGAUAAUGAUAAUCUAAAUGAGACUAUUCAUCGUUUAUAA